Rotaria socialis is the source of this 1377-nucleotide messenger RNA. NCBI's taxonomy places the organism in Eukaryota, Metazoa, Rotifera, Eurotatoria, Philodinida, Philodinidae. The record is from the annotation of a GenBank genome assembly.
AUGACAACUGCAACAUCACCAAAAGCAACAUCUGCUCCAGUAGCCACUAUUAAUGCUCCCUCCCCAAUGGGCAAGAAAAUGCCAUUGGAGGGAAGCUAUGUGGUGUGGAAUAAUCGUGGCGGUUCGGGCAAAACUAAUUUAACUUAUCAUCUAGCUAUCAAAUACGCAUAUAGAAAUCCAGAUAAAACUGUUCUUGUUGUUGAUAUGUGUCCACAAGCCGAUCUUAGCCAUGCUUUUCUUGGCGAUGAUGAGGACGGACAUGACUAUGUUUCACAAAUAGGUUCACUUAAAAAAGAUCCUAUGAUACUUGACGGACAACAACGUAUACCACGAACAAUAUCAGGUUAUCUCGAUAUAUAUACAUCAGUUGGAUUACCAAAUAAUGUUGAUCCACGAACAUUUUUAUUUAACGUAUCCAAAUUUAACAAUCAAUUACCUCGUAAUGUUUAUUUAUUAUGUGGUGAUACAUCCCUUGAAUUACUAGGCAAAGCAAUGGAUUUAAAACGAAGUUCACAUACAAUAACUCCUUAUGCUAAUCCAUGGCGUACAAUAACACAAAGUUUACGCGCAUUUGUGCAUAAAAUAGGCGAGAGACGUGGAAUUAAGUUAAUGACAUUUAUUGAUACCAAUUCAUCAUUCAGUAUUUGUACUGAAAUAGCACUAACAGCUGCAGACCGUCUAAUCCUACCUGUCAGUGAAGAUCAUUUACAUCGAAAUGGCUUCGAGUAUCUUUUUAGUCUUCUUUAUGGUUUCUCUCAGCCGUCCAGUAUUUAUUAUUAUUAUCGUCAUUACAGUUUUUAUUAUCGUGCCGACGAAAAUAGUGUUAAAUUACCUAAGAUACAUUUAAUUCUAUGUAAAGUAGGAUCCUCAAGUACAGAAUCAAAAAUCGGUAUUGGUGGUAAUGUACCAACCCCCGGCGAAAUAGAUAAAUGUUGGCGUUUUGUUUAUGAUACAUACACAAAACAUCGCGAUGCAUUCGAAAUCCGUACAUCAUCGAUAUUAGCCACAUCACCAUCCCAUGAAAAAACUUAUACGACCGCGCCACGGUUAUCAUCAAUAUCAUUAACACCAUCGUUAAUACACGAACAGCAUCCAUCGUCAUUACCAGGUUCCCUAACACCAUCAGCAGCCAGUCAUUGUCAUAAUCAUAUAAAUAAGUUGAAUAAUCAAACGCCACCAUAUCAAAUACAAACAUUCGAAGAAUUCAUGCGACAAUACGUAAUGCAUAUUGGAAAUGAAGCAAAUGUUGUAUCGCGUAUAGCCGUUAUAUCACAUUCACCAUUACUAGCUGUUAAACAUCCACAUCAUUCACAUGAAUAUCAAAUAUGUGCACAAACUUUCGACAAAACAUUGAACGAUAUUGUAGAACGGAUUUGA